Mya arenaria is the source of this 5305-nucleotide messenger RNA. RefSeq lists its product as uncharacterized. NCBI's taxonomy places the organism in Eukaryota, Metazoa, Mollusca, Bivalvia, Myida, Myidae. The transcript has 3 exons. Bases 4086 to 4904 code for a protein of 272 amino acids. The record is from RefSeq and is a predicted model, not a curated record.
UUGAUACGCAUAUUUUGUAACAUUACCAGCCAGAAAACUAUUUACGAUAUUAAACGUAUCACUAUAGUGACUGAAAAUGACGCUAACGGAUUAUUUGGUAUACUUCGUCGUGGCAUUGGCAUUGAUUCCUGCUAAUAUUUUGAGCUUGGCAUGUACGUAUUAUUUUUUAUGGUAUGAUUUCCGUUUAUUCUUACACACUAAUCAGUGAAAUUAAAAUUAUGUUUUGAGCAGUGAAAUAACAUGUUGUUGUUUUUUUCACCGUUUUGGCAUUUCAAUCUGCUCUCAUUUCGAACUUAGCACUUGAUUUGGUGACUAUUUCUGAAAUGACGCCUACGUUCGCAUACAUAUGGCGUGUUUUUCUGAAAAAAUACCUUCCACAAAAUGUAAUUUUAUAUCGUUAUUCGUCAUAUAAUUAAAAAAGAUCUUAUUGGUUGGAGCGGAGGAUCAUGUUUUUUUAUUUAUUUCGAUCUAACACUGACACAAGCGUGUAUCCUCCAUAGCGUUGAUAUGUAUGUAUGUAUAAGUGAGAUCGUUUGUUAAUGAACAAAUUGAAUAUUCUGACCGAUUUAAAUUAUAAUUUUGAUAUCAAUGCUGAAAGCAAAUAAAUUUCUUUACACAAUGAAUUUUAACAAAUAUUUUGGUUAAUUGUUGGUUAAGGUGCUUUAAUGGUUGUCAAUCAUUUCGCGGCACAUUAGUUAUAGAAACCGUAUAUCUACAUUCAAUUGUUAAAAUUAAUCUGAUACAAUGUUCUAAAGAUACUUUAAGUUUAAUUUACGCUAGGUUCAUGUCAUCAAAACUGGACGCAUAUUCUUACGACUAGCACGAAUGGUGUGGUCACAUAUGGCUCAAAGUCUGACCUCAUUUCUGCGGCUAUGAGCGGAAGUGACGUCAGAAUACAGUUGGGGGAUAAUGAAUUCAUGAGCGUCCAAAACCUCCAUACUGUCGGGGAUAAUAUCUGCGGACAGGCCUUGUUUCACAUCAGCAAAGCGUCAUGGAAAACGUUUCAAGAAAAGGCAUAUUGGUGGUUCCUAAAUGUCUGCUCGACAGGACGUUUCCAAAUGAUGCGUUAUUACGUCGGCAACCACGUGUUAUACAGCACGGACUUCGGAACCUCGCAGAUCAAUUAGUUUGUGAAGUAAGUCCUUAUUAGAUCAUUUUAUUAAGAAAUUUACAAACAUAGCUCGUUUAAACAGAACUUUAACUUACAGUCUAUGAACUUUCGAAAUCCGUAGUUAAACUUUAGCGUUUAAAAAUACGUAAUGUGUCCAAAACCAGAGAGACAAAGUCUUCUAAUUUAAUAGUUUAGAAAUAUCUGACAUAAUACUACAUUUUACUGGAACAAACGCCCUACUUGAGUAUCGAGUAUUGCUUCAGCUUUUCUGCAAGCCAAUGCAAUAUCACACGAAAAUACUUACCACACUCCCAAACUCUAUUCAUUUUAUCACAUAAGGUCAUGGACUGAUGCAUAAUCUUGUGUGAUUUUGCUCUUUUAAUAGCGUCGUAUUUCAUAGAACCUUUUGUCAAUAUUGCAAAGAAACAUAGUUUUAGAGCAAAUUAUGACUCUAAAUUAUUGCUCAAAAGCAUAGUUUUGUACUCAAUUAUGUUUUGGCGGUGUUAUAUUUUUCUUUGGAAUAGUGAUCGUAGUUUCAAUCACCUGUAAUGUAGUGUAGAGGGAGAUGUAUACCCCCUGCAUGUGGAGUUUGAGCUCAACCACAAAAUAACGCGCCAAAAAUUGCACGCCAACCUUUUAAAAGCUUAUCACCAUAACAAUACCAUUUAUAAUGUUCUAUGCAAUGUCAUUGUGGAGUUUGAGUAGCAAAUUAUUAUAAUGAUAACGAAGUCCAUGACUUAAUGAAAUGUAGGAUAGCAGUCCAUUUUAUUAUGUAUUUCGGUAUAAAUUGUAUUAUAUGUGUAGAACCAGGGAGAAGGAUAAUUGGUCCUUAUAAUUCUUAAAAAAAAUAUACUAAUAAUUUUUUUGCCUUCUGUUGCCAUGCCAAUACAUGCCAUGUUAACGUGAUUUAAAUCAAGUGGUUGAAAAAGAUUCAUAUAAUGAUCGUUUAAUAACUUCCCUCUUUUAACCUGAAUGCCUUUGCGUUAUUUAUUUGUUGUGCAUAAAUGUCCUUGUUUACGUAGGACUGGAAUGCCUCCUCAUACGUGCACCCGCGCCACUUAAUUGGGUUAACUCAUGUAUUAUUUAUAAAGCUUUGUCAUUAGCAAACUCAUUAACAUGUUGAUACAAUUUUUUCAUGAAGGAACGGGGCGGUGUUCUUGGAGUAAAAUAAGCGACUGCAUACGUUAUCUGAUUCUACAGAGGAGAGGAUAUAAGAGGUUGUUUCCGAUUACUUUUUUGUAAUUAAAUGAUACUUUAAUCAAUUUAAACAACAUGUAUCAGUAAAGGACAACUAUUCCUGUCCUUCAGGGCAGAAUGGCAAAAAAAGAUUAAUACAAUCACAAUGUAAUUUCAUGCAAAUUUUUAUAGCGAUUAAAAAAUGGCUUUUGGUACUCACGGCGGAGAAUCCACGUGACCAAAUGAUUGGUUUCAGUGCAAAAUGGCGUCACCAAAACGCUCGAUUCGAGACCAAAAUCAAGGUAAUACCUAUAAUCAUUUUAUUUUCUUGGAAUUUAAACAUAUUCUAUCAUAUGCCUACCUACCUAGUGUGUUUUAUUAUAUCCAGUCAGGUACGUGUGUGUGUGUACCAAAGGAAAAUAAACCUAAACCAUUAUUGAAAAAUGGAGACUUAUCAAUUUGCUUAAAGUCACUUACAACAUAGUUUCAUGUAGCAUAGCAAAAAGAUUGAAAACUGUGUUGGAUGUUUUAGUUUCUAUAGACCAAACUGGAUUUGUUAAAGGUCGGAAUACAAUUUAAAACAUAAGUUCAAUAUGUUAUGUACUUGCAUAUCUUUUAUCUUUCUUUUUUUCUCGUUUCUUUAAAAAUCAUGUUUUAAAGUUUUGAGAGAUAACAAUAUAAAACAUUUUAUGGUCGAAUGAGAUCAUAUCAUUCAACAUAAGAUCAAACAAUAUACAAGUAGUUAACGAAGAUAGGCUUAGAAUAGUUAGUAAAGAUAACCGAUAGUCUUAAUGUAUUGCACUAAGAAACAUUAAAGUGUUAUUUUAUAUGAAUGCUAGUAUUUCUUAAAAUAAGCGGAGACUAUAUAGGGAUCCUGCACUUUGGGUCACCACCAAAGUAUAAAACCAUGCAUGUUUUUGUUUUUUACCGAUUAUAAAAUCAACCCAAUUAUUUCUUAUUUAGAAAAUAUAUACCAUUUAUAUAAUAUUUGUGCAUAUAAAUUUUACUUUGAUUGGAUUGUAUACAUUAGAACCUUUCUCUUUGAAUAAACGGAAAUGUAAAAAAAAAACACAAAAAGAACAUUAUUAAUAGGAUUGUAAUAUUGAAAGGCUUCUCGAAAAUAAGCUUUUUUGGCGCGCUUUUCAAGGGGUUACAGCUCUCACUACACUUUUAUGAGAGAAUGCGUUUUUAAAAAGAUGUUAUACAGUAAAAGAUACAUUUAUGCUGCUAUAAGGGAAACUUAGUUGAGAUUAAGAUUAAGAAAUGACAUCAAUAUAGUUUUAAAAUGGCGCCUGAAUCAUAUACGAGUACUGAAUACAUAUAUCCAAAUACCGUUGAAAAUUGGUAACACGUAUUUAGCGGUUGAAGAUUUAAUGAUGUGCGGCUUGUAAAAGAUACUGCACUUUCUACCGUAGUUAUUUAAAUUUUACAAGAGCACGGGACGAAAACGUAAUUGCUCAAACUAUUCUUAAAAGAAGUUUUCAGCAUAUAUAACAUUUUUUAUUAUCUAAAGGGAUAGCGGACCAUUUGUAUACAACACACGAGCGGCGGAACACGUUUGAAUGGUCAUUUGAGUGACAUCAUCACUGACGUCAGACACGGCGCUGACGUUCGCGGAGUGCUCGAGAGUUUGGGUUACACUACGAAAAUGGAUAACGUGGAAAUCUCCAAUACCGGUAACCUGGUUGUUGGGCAGGCCGUUUGGCAUGUCAGUCAGAGUUUAGCCCCGCCCAAUAUCGAGUUCAAGGGCAACGACUAUUGAUGGUUCAGUAAUUUCGCCUCAGACGGAGGCCAUUACAUGUCUAGGUGGAGAAUAGGGGAACACACCUCUGUUGGUGCCACCAAUGAAAACAGGCAAAUCACGUGGUACACGGACACGUGUUGGCAGCUGGCAUUUCAGCAUGACUCGGCAGGAAACGAGCUGCAAGGCUCCCUAAAUAUGCUUCGAUCAGCUGUAAAGCGCGGCAAUCGUGUCAAGUUAUUGAUUGGCAACACGUCCGUGGUACCCGAGCAUGUGAGCGUCCGCGGCGGCCACAUCAACGCCAUGAUCAUAAGCAAGGUUUUGAAGGCAAACAGUAACAUCAAGGAGUUUGAUUCUACAGGAGUCUGGGAUUGGAGCAUGGUGACUACGACAGGAACACAGACAACACUGAAGCUGCGCGUCGGAGAAGCAACGGAGACAGCGGACAGCCGCGUCAUCACUGCGACGGAAGUGACGUGGUUUAUAGACACGAGGCCUUGGCGGAAGGUCUUGGCUCACGACAAAUUCGGCACGGUUACUUCCGGCUCUAAAGUGGCGCUGAGGGACGCAGUGAAACUAGGUGCGAGAGUUAGAUACAUUAUGAGAUUUGAUGAAUCCGAUUCAAUAGAAGUUCAGGAAGCAGAUAACAUUUCCAUUAAUGGUGCAGAUAUUGGCGCCACUCACGUUCGCUCUGUGAGUCUGGAACCAACCCCCGGCUCAACGGCGGAUCGUCGCUUCCAGAAUAAUCCGUACUGGUGGUUCACAAUCGCUGCGACCACGGGUUCCGUUGACAUGUCCCGCUGGACGGUCGGGGAACACACAAACAGAGGGCACAGCAGUCAGACCGCUAACAUAGAGUGGUUUGUCAACUGUUAGAGGGAAACUGUAUGUUUGAUGAUAAAGCUCUGAUUCAACAAAUUACGCAAGACUUGUUUAUGGCUACUGGGCCUUUUAAAGUAUUUAUAUAUAUAUGAGUUACAAUUUAACGACCAUAAUGUUCUGCUAAUGAUAUUGACUUCCCUUGGUGCCAUGUACCAUACAUGCCAAAUUCUAGAACUUGCUUACGAUACUAAUUCAAAUAUUCUAUGGAACGAAAGAUGAUGUAAAUUUUGUUAUGUUACCAAUAUUAUAAUUACUAUUAUUAUAGUAUUCGUCUACAAAAAUCUGAAUUUCACUACCCGUUUAUCGUAAAUGUUAACAAUACCUUCAGUGAAAUAAAAACCUCAAUUUAUCUUUAAGUAAUUCAAUUCGCCGAUAAAAAUGCACUUAACCCAAUG